AUGAUUUAUAGGAUUCGUCUAUUACGACCUCGGACCUAUCACUGUUGUUCUCUGUCUAUCUAUUUUUUUAUUUCUCGUAAAAAAUAUCUGAUAAUCUGUCAUUUUCGAGUGUCAAAAAAAUCACGAAUGAAAAAAGUCAAAUUGACAAGAAAUGAAAAAAUUACAAAAACAAAAACAAAACAGUCAGAGAACAUAGCGUCUCUAUUAUUGCUCAAAUAUGACAGCAAACUGUAUGAUGAGGAUAAUACUUCACAGCCAACGUCCUGCACAGCACCCAUUAUUCCCAUUGAAGCCACACGCAAGAAGAAGAAAAGAAAGAGAUCUCAAAUUUCUAUUUGCCUGACUAACUGUCGCUAUGAGUCAAUCCGUAAAGUCGCCAGCGCUUUUGGCAUGCGCGAAGUUUCUGAAGAAGACGCUUGGAAUUUCUAUUGGACAGAUAUGAGUGUUUCUGUUGAACGGGCUAAGGAGAUGAAGAGAUUCCAACGUAUUAACCACUUUCCUGGAAUGCUUGAGAUUUGCAGAAAGGAUUUGCUUGCGCGAAAUUUAAACAGAAUGCAAAAAAUCUAUCCCAAAGAAUACAAUUUCUUUCCAAAGACUUGGUGUUUGCCGGCUGAUUUUGGCGAAGCUUUCAACUACAGUAAGGCGCGUAAGAAUAAGACGUUCAUAAUAAAGCCGGAAUGUGGCAGCCAGGGCCGCGGCAUCUAUCUCACUAAGUCUCUCAAAGACAUCAAGCCCACAGAUAAACUUAUUUGCCAGGUAUAUCUGUCAAAGCCGUACCUCGUCGACGGUUAUAAAUUCGACAUUCGGGUGUAUACGCUCAUAACGUCGUGUGAUCCUCUUCGGAUUUUUGUCUACAACGAAGGCCUUGUUAGAUUCGCGACGAGCAGAUACGCGGACCCGAACGUGAACAACACGACCAACGUGUUCAUGCACCUCACCAACUACGCGCUCAACAAGCACAGCCGCACCUACGUCUACGACUCGGAGGCGGGCAGCAAACGCAAGAUAUCGACGCUGAACAAGCUGCUGCUGUCACAAGGUGUGGAUUUGGACCGCCUGUGGCACUCCAUCGACCAAGUCAUCGUCAAGACCAUCAUCUCCGCCUGGCCUAUCCUCAAGCACAGCUACCACGCGUGCUUUCCAUCCCACGACAUGGUCCACGCGUGUUUUGAGAUUCUGGGUUUCGAUAUUCUGUUGGACAACAAACUGCAUCCUUUCAUUUUAGAGGUGAACCACUCUCCAAGCUUCCACACGGACACGCAGCUGGACCGCGAGGUGAAGGAAGGCUUGCUGACGGACACGUUCACCAUGCUCAACAUCUGGCAGUGCGACAAGAAGCGAGUGCUGGAGGAGGACCGCAAGAGGAUCAGGGACAGACUGCUGCAGACCAACAAAUUUGUGGAAUAUGCUCCAACUGAAGAAAAAGAACCGGAAAAGAGUCCGUGGCAGACGCAAAUACAGUGGGAAGAGACACACCUUGGGAACUACAGACGCGUGUAUCCCGUGGGCGAGCUGUACGCGAGCCUGUUCCAGCAGCCGUCGGGCUCGCUGUACACGGGCACGGCCGCGUCGCGCGCGCGCGGCGACUGCACGCGCAUACAGCGCGAGGAGUUCCAGCAAACGAAAGCCAAAGCAGAAGCUCUAAAGAAGCCAUCUCAACCGAAGACCAAAGAAGGAGAGAAGAAGGAGAAAGACGGAGAGGAUGCGCCGCUGACGGCGACAAGCGUCGUAAGCGAGAAGACUCGUCCGCGGACGCGCGAAACGAGACGCAAGGAGAAGGACGACAAGACUAAACUGUCUACGAAAUCUUCGCCACUGCAACAACCAAUAACUCUAAUGCAACCCGAAGUAAAGGAAGAGCCGGUGAAGCCACCGUACGUGCUCUGCUCAUACGAACCCGACCCCAUCGUGGAGAGAGAGGAGCGCGAACGUGUCAACUUGCUGGCGCAGAGAGACUUCCUUAUUAGGAGCUACGGCAUGCUCGAGCAGAUUUAUCUAGUCAUGAAAAAAAUGGGCACAUUACGACCCGAGGACGAACGGAAAUACGGCGUGUAUGGACGACUCUCACUUGUCGCUAACUCGACUAAGAAAGUGUAAAUGUUAUUGUAAAUCCUGCAUAUAUGGCAAAAAAUGUAAAACAAACAGAAUAACAGAAGUAUGGACCAAAUUAUUUUGUAUAGACGACAAAAAAUAUAUUAGAAAAUUGGAUAAAACGAGUGACGAUCCUGAUAUAAGAUAGGGGCGAUUGGCGAUAGGGGAUGGAACCAAUAGAAACUAUUACAGAGGCAAAUGGGACAUUGUGUAGUUAGUGUGUCCACAAUUAUUUAAUACUUAGUGACUGUCAAAAGCAAUAUUAACUUAAAAUGUCAUAGUGGUUACCCCUUUUGCUUGUAUUAAAAUACGUAAAUUCUGGUGAGCUAGAAAUAGCAGGUGUCUAUAAGAA
Bicyclus anynana (squinting bush brown) is the source of this 2443-nucleotide messenger RNA. Its product is annotated as tubulin polyglutamylase TTLL13. The transcript is spliced from 17 exons. Gene Ontology annotation, molecular function: tubulin-glutamic acid ligase activity; tubulin binding. Gene Ontology annotation, cellular component: cilium. The coding region runs from base 1 to 2097 and encodes 698 amino acids. Gene Ontology annotation, biological process: microtubule cytoskeleton organization; protein polyglutamylation. Lineage: Eukaryota; Metazoa; Arthropoda; Insecta; Lepidoptera; Nymphalidae. The record is from RefSeq and is a predicted model, not a curated record.